GUAGCGGAUGUAGUUUGUUAGUUGUUGUUAGUUAUAUGUAGCAUGUAUAUAUAGGUUAUAAUUAUUGUUUUCCUUAGCCCGAAUUCUCACUCCAGUUCAGCAGGUUGCGGUAAUGCACCAAUAAACUGGUGUGCCAAACACCAUAAAAGUAGUUAGCAGUUUCCGGGUUUGAUGGUCCUAUCCGGCUCUCUCACAGUUAGCAUGUCUGCUAACGUUGUAGGCUAUCAGAUUAAUGUUGAAAAUCGUCAGCAUUGAGUUUUCCUUCCUACAUGUGACUCUUUGAUGUGUGUCAGAUGUCCGGGUUUCAGGAUCUUAAAGAUUUCUUCAGACGGCGGCUGCUCGCUGCGGUUAUCAGAGAUAUAUCAGAAACAACAACAUGUGGAUACGAAGAGGAGCUCCACCGACAAAGAAAAGUGCUGGAUGUGAUUUUAACACCUGAAAUCAAGCUGCAGAGAGCAGCAGCUGUUGGUGAGUAAAGAAGAGCUUCCACCUGAGCAGCAGGAGUUGAGCCACAUUCUGGACCAGGAGGACCCUGAGUCCCCACAGAUUAAAGAGGAACAGGAGGAACUGUGGAUCAGUCAGGAGGAAGAACAGCUUCAAGGACUGGAGGAGGCUGAUACCACCAUGUUCCCCUUCACUCCUGUCUCUGUGAAGAGUGAAGAUGAUGAAGAGAAACCUCAGUCCUCACAGCUUCAUCAGAGACAAACUGAACAGAUGGAAACAGGAGUUGAUGGAGAGGACUGUGGAGGAGCAGAACCAGAGAGGGACUCAGAUCCAGAGAGACAUUUACAACCAGAGACUGAGGUCAAGACUGAAGACUCUGAUGAACCUGAGACUGAUGACAUAGAAGAUUGUAAGGAGACCAGAGAGAAUCAGUCAGGUAUGACCUCUGUCGAAAACAUUGAAGAUAAGAGAUCAAAUAAACCACAUACCUGUUCCAAGUGUUGUAAGUCAUUCAAAAAGAAACGGGAUCUGACCAGACACAUAAGAAUUCACACAGGAGAGAAACCCUUCAGCUGCUCUGAAUGUGGAAAAAGGUUUAACCAAAAAGGAAGUCUGGCGAUACACUCUUUACUUCACAGAGAGGAGAAACCCUUUGGCUGCUCUGAGUGUGGUAAAAGAUUUAACCAUAAGCCUACUCUGAAACUUCACAUGGCGCGUCACAGAGGUGAGAAACGCUACAGCUGCUCUCUUUGUGACCAAAGGUUCUGUUGGUCUAAUCAGUUAAAGAGACACAAGUGUGUUGGAGGUCAGGCUUCAAAACCCGAGAGUUAUUUACAAGCAGAGACUGAGCCUGCAAACUCCUCUGUACAUGAGACUGAAGACAGUGAUGAGUAUUGGAAGGAUACCAAAGAACAUAGGCCAGGUGUAAACUCUGUAGAAAACAUGAAAAAGGCUUUCACUUAUCAGAGACAUAAAGUUUUAGUAAAUGAUGGACGUUGUUCUGGGGAGAGACAAUUUGGCUGUUCUGAAGAUGUUGCUAAACAUGAAUUCAUGAAACACAACACUGUCAACAUUGAACCAUGCAGUAAGGCUGAGCACCUUCAGUCAGGUCUGAACUAUCUGAAAAACGGUGGAGAGGUUUCCUCCUGCGAUUCUUUGACAUGUAAUGAAUCAUCCAAAAACACUGACACUCUGCUCAAACAGCAGAAAUGUAACGAUGGGCAGAGGCCAUUUAGUUGCCUAUUUUGUGAGAAAAGAUUUGCUACAGAAGAUUGUUUGACAAGACAUACAUCUUUCCAUACAAGAGAGAAACGACUCAGAUGCAUUCAUUGUGAGAAAAGGUUUACUCAGGAGUCAGACUUCAUCAGCCAUAUGUGUGUUGGUGUGUCCUCAGAACCUUAUCAGAGCCAGACUGAAGAACAGAUUACAGACAAAUCUCUAAACUGUCCUCACUGUGGGAAAGGAUUUGUCAGUCAGCACAAUCUGCUGGUGCACAUGAAGAUUCAUUCAGGAGAGGAAGUGUUUAGUUGCUCAGUUUGUGUUCAAACAUUUGCCAGCCAUGAAAGCUUAAGAUGUAAUUUGGCUUGUCAGACUGUGAAGAAGCAUUUUUGUUGUUCAGUUUGUAAUACAGGUUUCACUGACAGUGAAUCUUUGAUUAAACACAUGAGAGUCCACGUUGGACAAACACAGUUCAGAUGCUCAAUUUGUGAUCAAGAAUUUGUCUGGAGAAGACAUCUGACAAAACAUAUGGAGGUCCACACAUCUGAGAAAAUCUACAGCUGCAUAGUUUGUGAUCAAAGAUUCUUUUGGUCCUCUCAGUUAAAAGAACACAAGUGUGUUGGAGGUCAGGCUUCAGAGUUUCAUCAAAAUCAAACUGAGGAGAAAAGAGAGGCAGAAACAGGAGAUGAUGGAGAGGACUGUGGAGGAGCAGAACCAGAGAGGGACUCAGAUCCAGAGAGACAUUUACAACCGGAGACUGAAGACACUGAUGGGCAAGAGACUACAGAACAUCAGUCAGGUUUAAGCUCUGUAGAAAACAUUGAAGAUAAGAGAUCAAAUAAAUCAAAUACCUGUUCUGACUGUUGUAAAUCAUUCAAAAAGAAACGGGAUCUGACCAGACACAUAAGAAUUCACACGGGAGAGAAACCUUUUAGCUGCUCUGUUUGCAGUCAAAGAUUUAUCCUCAAGUCUGCUCUGAUACUUCACAUGGCUCAUCACAGAGGAGAGAAACCCUAUGACUGCUCUGUUUGUGACCUAAGAUUAUUUUGGCCCAAACAGUUAAAAAGACACAAGUGUGUUGGAGGUCAGGAUGCAGAUCUUCAAAAUCAAACUGAGGAGAAAAGAGAGGCAGAAACAGGAGUUGAUGGAGAGGACUGUGGAGGAGCAGAACCAAAGAGGGACUCAGAUCCAGAGAGACAUUUACACCCAGAGACUGAAGACUCUUCUGAGGCUGAGACUGAAGACAGUGAAGAUUGGAGAGAAACCAGACCAAAUCAGUCAGGUUUAGAUUCUCUAACAAAUGUCUCCCAGAGUGCAGCAACAUUUGACUCUGAUAGGAAAUAUGAUUUCUGCUCUGACUCUGAUCAAAACUUUAACAACAACCACCUUCUGGAACGCCAUAGAAACAAUCACACAGAAGAUAAACUUUUCAGUGGCUCAGGAUGUGAGAACCAGUUAACAGAAAGAGGAAAUAUGGGCCAACACAUGAUAGCCCACAUAGGGCUACUCAGAGGGGCAAAGCAGGAGGAACAAGAACCCCCACUUAUCAAGGAGGAACAGCAAGAAUUCAGGAUCAGUCAGGCUGAUACCACCAUGUUCCCCUUCACUCCUGUCUCUGUGAAGAGUGAAGAUGAUGAAGAGAAACCUCAGUCCUCACAGCUUCAUCAGAGACAAACUGAACAGAUGGAAACAGGAGUUGAUGGAGAGGACUGUGGAGGAGCAGAACCAGAGAGAUGUUUACAAAUACAGACUGAGGUUAAGACUGAAGACUCUUGUCAAUCUGAUGAUAGUGUAGACAGUGAUUUUUGGAAAGAGACAAGAGAUCGCCAGCCAGGUUUCAAAUCUGUAGAAAACACUGAAGAGCAUAGACCGGCGACUGAAAAGAAAUCAAAUAACUGCUCUGAGUGUAACAAAACAUUCCUAACGAAAUGGCUUUUGAACCAACACAUGCGAAUUCACACAGGGGAGAAACCCUUCAGCUGCUCUGUUUGCAACAAAUGUUUCAAUGUAAAGGGAAGUCUGACUAAACACAUGUUGCUUCACACGGGAGAGAAACCCUUCAGCUGCUCCGAGUGUGGUAAAAGAUUUGACCGAAGAGGCAGUUUGAACAGACACAAGAUAGUUCACACAGGAGAGAAACCCUUUAGCUGUUCUGUUUGCACCAAAAGAUUUAAUCAAAGAUCGAGUCUAAAACGUCACAUGGCACAUUACAGAGGAGAGAAACAGUUUAGCUCCUCUGAUUGCAGUAAAAUAUAAUGCCAAAAGGGGGUCUGAUCAAAGUGCCCGUUUAGCCCAGUUGCUAAAGCAGCAAAUUCUUGCUUUCCUUUUUCUGCACAAAGACAACAACUUCAUUUCUGCCACUUUUUUGCUACAAAAGCUAAGGUGAUGUUUUGUAUAUGUAUCUUCUCAAUGCCUUAAAUCUUCUGAUACAGUUUACCAUGGAGUGUCGAAGUUCAUAACAAAUCUUAAAAGUCACGAUUUGUACUCCUUUUCAAUCAGUGUAAAUAAGUCUCGGAGCUCCUCACAACAUGUCUAUGAAGUUUCUUGUUCUAAAUCCACUCUGAUCCUGUAUUUGAUCAUCAUCUAUUUCAGCCCUGCUCAGAGCAGGCUGUUUCUGUGUCUGUACCUUUAAAUAUGUAAACACCAAACUGGUUUGUUCCUAAUCACUCUGUAAAUCGUACCACCAUCUUUCUUUCCCUCUCUAUUUCACUCAAGUUAUUAUGUUACAUUAUUUGACAUAACUUUAAAGUGCUGUUGUAAUGGUAGUGUGCACACUGCUUUGCCCAUUUUGUGUGCCAAAUAGAGGCAACCCAGCACACAGCAGGGGUGUGAUGUGCUAUAGUGGUCACAUGGUUUGGUAAAUUGAAAAAAAUGUUUGUUUCUCUCAGUAUCUCUGUAAAUAUUUUUUUGUGUCUCAAUUAAAACUU
Messenger RNA from Labrus mixtus (cuckoo wrasse), 4589 nucleotides. RefSeq names its product zinc finger protein Xfin-like. The transcript is spliced from 2 exons. Bases 625 to 3918 code for a protein of 1097 amino acids. NCBI's taxonomy places the organism in Eukaryota, Metazoa, Chordata, Actinopteri, Labriformes, Labridae. The record is from RefSeq and is a predicted model, not a curated record.